This is a messenger RNA of Mandrillus leucophaeus (drill), 546 nucleotides long. Its product is annotated as protein ZNF738-like. Lineage: Eukaryota; Metazoa; Chordata; Mammalia; Primates; Cercopithecidae. The record is from RefSeq and is a predicted model, not a curated record. The annotation marks the transcript as partial. Gene Ontology annotation, biological process: regulation of DNA-templated transcription. The transcript is spliced from 4 exons.
AUUUGGCGGGGCCUUUGUCUCUGGCUGCAGCCGGAGGUCCUGGUCUUCUCUUCACUGCUCAGUGUCCUCUGCUCCUAGAGGCCCAGCCUCAGUGUCCCUGUGACCUGCAGAUAUUGGGAGAUCCACAGCUAACACGCCGGGACCCCCUGGAAACCCAGAGAUGACUGCGCUGUAACACACAUUUGAUGCCGAAACCUGGGAUAGGGGAACUCCUUUGGGAGUCGUGUCCCCUAACCCCAUCCCCCGACUUCUUGAAGAGACCCGGUCGCGACCUCGGUACCUUGGACUGGCUCUGUAAAAGCCCCGCCUCUGCCUUCGAAUCGGAACCAUUGACAUUUAAAGAUGUGGCCAUAGAAUUCUCUCUGGAGGAGUGGCAAUGCCUGGAUACUGCACAGCGGGAUUUAUAUAGGAAUGUGUUGUUAGAGAACUACAGAAACCUGGUCUUUUUGGGUAUUGCUGUCUCUAAGCCAUAUCUGAUCACCUGUCUGGAGCAAAAAAAAGAGCCCUGGAGUAUAAAAAGACAUGAGAUGGUAGCCAGGCCCCCAG